GCCAAACACGCAGCUUCCCAUAUCUGAGACGCUGACGCAGCUCUCCGACCUUACCCGCGAUGCCGCGACAGUUCCACUGUAAGAUGCCUUCUGGCACACUUGAAGAGGUAGCAGCCAUCAUAGAUUAAGAUUGGCCAGUAGAACCGAGGUGAGAUGCUGGAGCUGUUUCUUGGGGUGCAAGAGUUCUUGGGGUGAAAGAGGUUUCGACACAGAUGCCGGGUUAGCCAUAUGAGCAGGACUAGACGUCGACGACGAAUGCGACGGCCGCGCUCCGUCAUGACGACGUCGGAGCACUGUACGGCGUUCCUUGAGACGUUGGAUUUCCUUUUCAAGGGUGGCCAGGCGAGCGUCGAUCUCGAACUCUUCGUCUGCCAAAGGAAGCGGCGUGUCUUCCAUCGAUUGUGAUGCCCGUUGCAGUCGUGAAGUGGACGACCUAACAGCUGCGCUAUAUACAGUAGUGGCCGCAUCACUUGUCGCUGUACUUGCUAUUGUCACCUGGCUAGCGUCCUCUUCCAGCGAGGCCAGAACGGCGUAACGGUUGUACACAGGGGCUUGUUUCAUUGAUGGAUCUCGAGGGGUCCUUGCUGGCUGUCGAGAAUGGCGUUGUCGAGCCUUCUUAGUGGCCUUCAACUUCGUAGGAUCACGUCGUGGAAGUGAUGUCAUGAUCGUUUGUUUGGCAUAGGCCGCAUCUAAACGAUGCUGACGGUUCAGGCUCCAUGGUGUCGUCCUUGGGUGGGUAGGGGCAGGAUGAUUUCAUGUGUCCCUGUCUAAAGCAAGAAUAGCAGUACACAACGGAAGGCUUGAACGGACGCGGGCGCAGUACGCAGCCGUAAUUUAGGAGGGGAAUUAGGCCCUUGAAGCGUGAUUAGGCACGUACGACCGCUGCCUAGGUAGCGAGCAGCCACGACCUUGUGUGUGGGACACGAUAUAGUUCCUGCAGGAGCCUCUAGGGUUCUUCGUCAAGGUCAACGCCAUUAACCACGUAGCGUCUUAAAUCGGUACCACUGGCGAGGUACGCCUGGACUGGAAGGACACAUUCUUCCGAGACUUGUAUUUGUUGCAGUUCUUCGAGUUUAUAAACUAGUGUCAUAGCAGACGCCCAUACUAUGACCGUAUUAGUGGGUUUGUGUAGAGCAAAACCUUGAAAUCGGGAAGUCUCGAGGCAGGCGUUCAGGGCCGCUUGAAUGAUACGGUUGUGCAGAGUGGACAUGAAAUAUCUAGCACGAGGCUUGAUAACCGUUUUGUACCACGAUGUCGUUGGCGACUGCGCAGACGUGCGUGUCGGUCGUGCGGGCAGGCCUUGUGAUGAGCGAGGUCCUUUCGGGGCUGCUGGAGCUACAUUUUCAUCCGAUGGAAGGCCAGUAGCUUCCUUCGUUCUCUUGGCCGAGGUGUGCGCCACGACAGCAGGGCUGUUCUGCUCCAUGUUGGUGGUAUCCAUCCUCAGAGUACCGCCUUCGCACGUUGCACUUGUCACCAAGAAGGAGGCGCUCCUGACUUGGAUGGCAGUUGCAUCGGUAAUGUUCCGCUCUUUCGACGCAGCGGACAACAGCUUUGAUGCUCCGCGCCGACGCGGCAAGUGCCGCGGGGGCACUCGCACUCGCGAAGCCGAGAGUUGCCGAAGAACUCGAGUUGGACGACGCAGCAGGAGGGUGCAGAUGACGACGGACCUUGUAGAUAGGCGCCAGUAGUAAUUACGAACCGCCAAAGCGGUCCAUAAACAACAGAGUUCCAGUAGCGGGGGAAAAAAAAAACCAGCAAACGGGGCGAAACUCCGGAGCUACCGUAAAGUAUUUCAAACCGGCUUGAAUAGUUUUUGCUAAACGGGAAUGGAAACCGGAAGGAAAAAACUUUAGUUCGACACUGUGCCAGCAGCAUCUCUAAAAUAUAUCGCGGCAACACUGGAUUCCCGGUAUUCGUGCACUUGGCGUCUAGGCACACUGUGUAUCCGCGCUUCCUUUCGCGUAACCAUUGUUUGGCUUCGCCGUACCGUCGAUGUAGGCAAGUCAUCGUUUUUGCAUUUUCGCGCUCAGACCGUACACUAAUUGGUACUGCUGAGCACAAUACCCCACAGGCUCUGCCUCCAAGACACAUCAAGCCAAGUGACAUGUCGGUCGCCUUCGCACAACAACAGAAAGGGCGGCAUAACCCAAGUCCAGCUCAGAUACAAAAGAUGCUGGAUGAAAAUAGCCAGUUAAUACAAGCCAUUGUCGACUAUCAAAACAAAGGGAAGGCUUCGGAAUGUCUGCAGUAUCAGCAAAUAUUGCACAGAAAUCUAGUCUACUUGGCAUCAGUGGCAGACGCUGGUCCUGUGGUGCAGGCAUCUAUUCCACCACCAUGUGGACCAGGAGGUCCUGAUCAAGGAGGCAGCCCUGCACCAGGUGGUCUCAUGCCUGGCCAACAGUCAUAUGGCCCAUCUAUGCAGUCACAGCAGCAAACAGCUCCAGGCGGGCCUGGAGCUGGACAGCAGCCUCCCAUGGGGGGCCAUGGGAUGUCGGGCUAUGGGCGAUCUGGGCCCCCUCCACCAUCCUCCGGUAUGGUCAGUCAGCAGCAGCCUAUGCCAGCACAGCAGCCGCACCACCAAUCGCCAAUGCAACACCAGCCAUCUUCACAGCAGCACCCUGCUAUGAACCAGCAUGGCCAACAACCACACAUGGGCCAACAACCAGGUGGCCAGCACAUGCCGCAGCCGCCCUCGCACCCAUCAGCCAUGCAGCCUGGCAUGGGCUCAGCACACCAGCCCAGCCAAGGCCACCAAAUGCCUCAGCAUGCCGCCAGUCCGCAGGGACCUGUUCAGCAGCAGAUGCAGGCUGCACAACAGCAUCCAUCACAACACGGUGGGCAACACCAGGGUCAGCAUCCAGGGCAGCACCCUGGUCAGCACCCUGGUCAGCACCCGGGUCAGCAUCCUGGCCAGCAUCCUGGCCAGCAUCCCAGUCAGCAGCAUCCUGGCCAACACCCUGUCCAGCAUCCAGUUCAGCACCCCAGUCAGCAUCCUGUCCAGCAUCCCGGCCAACACCCCAGCCAACACCCAGGACAGCACCCGGGUCCACAUCCCAGCCAACACCCUGGUCAGCAGCAGCCACAUCCUGGCCAGCCACACCCAGGACAGCACCCAAGCCAGCCACACGCCUCUCAGGCCCAAAGUCAGCAUCUUGGCCAGCACCCAUCGCAACACCCAGUACCCCACCCAGCGCCACACGCAGCACAACACCAGGCGCAGCAUUCCAACCAGGCACAGCAGCCACAGCAGCAACCCCAACAGCAGCAGCAACAGCAUUCCUCGCCACCUCCAGUGUCUUCGCCACCCAGUGGCCCAGGCACACCACAGCAGCAGGGGCCUUCACCUCCUUCCCAGCAUCACCCGCCAUAUGGCAGCCAGGGUUCACUGAAUCCGCCAAACCGAUCCAGUCCAACGCCUAACCAAAGCCCUGCUCCACCGUCAACCCUCUCUACUCAGAACUAUGCUCAGCAUGCAGCGCAUGGACAACAGGGUGCUGCCAUGGGAUCGCAGCAGCAUCAACCUAGUGGAGGGCCUGCCACCAGCCCGUACGGAGGCUACUCGCCACAGGUUGGCCCUUCCCAGACACCACCGCAACAGCGGCCACCUUCUCAGCCUUCCCCUGCCAGCACCCCACACCCGAGCAGCCCGUAUCCAGGCCACAAGAUGGCAGCCCAGAGUGGCUAUCCUGCAACUCCCUACCAGGCAGCUGGGUCACCUGGCUUUCCAGGUGCCCCACCUGCAGGAGCAGCAGGUGCUGCUCCCCCUGCAGCUGCCUACCCAGCUACAACAUCCGCUUCUACUGGCUAUGCACAAUAUAGCCAAGGCUACCCACAAGGCUAUGGCGUGGCUUACGGCUAUGGGCCAAGUGGAGGCUACCCACAGGGAGGUGCUUACAUCGGUGCCUACCCACAGGGUGGCACAGCAGCACCGCUGCGCUACUCUGCAGGGUACCCUGGCUAUGGUCACUACCGGGCUCCUCAGCCAGCUGGUCAACAGGCUGCUGCUUAUGGUGCCUAUGAGCAACAGGGUUAUCCUCCUGGUGCCUACUCUCAGGCUCAGUGAGCUUGCAGAAGGAGCCAUAGUGACAUAAAAAAAUGGGAAAACCCUCUCUACUCAUUGGAAUUCUGAGCUCCAAUGAGCAGUGUAAGAGCCCCAGUGCUCAUUCCAAGAAUUACCAUGAGACGGGCUGCCACAAACACUUGUCUGUGCAUGUAACUCCCAGCAGACAUCUAGGUUUUUUUUUUUUUUUUUUCUAUCUCCCAUUGAACAUCGUUUCUUUACAUAGCUCAUCUGAGUUCGCUGUGUAUAGUAGUUUGUUUUACCUGGCUGUUGCAUUGUGGCCGUCCAUGCACAAUCUGUCCUGACUGUGCGACGCAUAUAAGUGACACACACAGGACUAGAAUUCAGCUAAAGAGAGUUCAUGUCCAUUCUUCAGCGUGUGAAGAUGGCAGCUUAGCUAUCGUAGAAUGUAAAAAAAAAAAAUUUGUGCUGAAUGUUGGUGCAUGUAUGACAGUUGUAGCUUUUCCACACAACUUGCAGUCACGCAUCACUUAUUACGUAUGUUGAGAGGUGUGCUUUUGAGCUUAGUGCUCCAACGUAAGUGGACUUUCAUUUUUAUAAUUUUUCAUAUACAAGGACUGUAUUUACCUCACAGUUCGAAAAAGUGGACAUUUUAUUUAGACUCCUGCUGUUUUUUGGUUGGCGUUUACAUUUCUAAAUAGUGGACAUUUUGAGACGAUUGUGACAUUCUUGUGGCCUGAAGUAUGUGGUCACCUCUUAGUGUAUGCAAUUCAUUUACAACAUAUUUGCGACUUUUGUUUUGUUCUUGUAUGAAUAGUGUGAUCGACUACAUUAUGUACACUUGUGCAUGUAAUAUUCUUGUGUAUGGGAGCAUGUAGGAAGGUUUUUAUUGCUUUUAUCUAGGAAUAUUGAAGCAGUGGUGAGCUUAAUAUUGCUCGUACUAUAUUGUGUUGCAUAGUGGUAAGCAAAGUUUUGGCCACCUGUGUUGAUAUGUAGGGGUGUGCGAAUACGGUGCAGUCCACUUAUAACGAUAUCAAGAACAACAAAUCUGGUCGUUAUAACCAAUCAUCGCUAUAUCUGGACUGCCGUUUAAAAAAAAAUGGCUGCUGAACAUAACUUCGUAGCUUUGAAACCAAAUUUGCCACUUACGAUAAAGAAUUGACAGAGAAAGAAGCAUGUCAAACGUUAGGCGCGCUGAAAUAGGCAGAAACCUGCACUUGCUUUCGCAGAAGUUUCAGGUUCACAACUGCGGUGUGCAUCGUGUCCAGAGGCUGCAUGAACAGUGGCAGCUAUAAUUUAGCAUGCAUGAAAUCAGUGAGCGACUCUAUCGACAACAGUGCACUUUGCGUGAACAUUUGGGUCGGUUUCAAAGACGGGCCACCCCCAACCUCGUCGCCUCGUCGGAGAUUCUUCGCAGAUGAGGCAGCGCCACCUAUUUUAUCAGCACCUAUCGAAGCGUCACCUAUUUUAUAGCCAGUUGCGACGCGCUCCCACAGUUUAGCAAUGUCAGCGGCUGCCACCGUGUUGUUUUCACACAUGGGGGUUUCGCCCUAGCGCACAAAGCUCACAGUUUCCGUUCGACACGGUCACUGGUUCUAGCCUUCAUGAUCGUGGCGCUUGCGGUUUUCAUAAUCGUCGAUAUCAUCGACUGCGUGAGUCUUGGAAAAUUUGCAGCUUCGUCCCGAGCGGCACAGCUUUGCACUUGUCGGCACACCGGCCGCUGCUACUGUGGCGCAUUUCCAUGCUCCCUGAGGAAGAGACAGAGUGUAGAAAGGAAGUGCAGGCGUGAUUUGCUUCUCGGUUUUUUUUUCUCCCUCUCUCUGGACGCUCACCGCAACACGGACGUGAAGCAGCUGGCACCAUAUUGUGGCACGCCACGCCAACUUGCGAUGCUCUGAAUCGGCGCGCUCAUAGAGUUUCAUAUUAGUAUACCUAGAGGGAAAUCUGGUGCUGCGAUCAUUCAACCAUCAUGGGAAUAAUGGGAAGUACAGGCUUCGGAUUGGUAUUCUAUUGACUGGCGAACUAGUCUACAAGUAUUUAUUUUUGGCAGUUUUGGUUUUGCUCCUAGCGCAAUUGCUAUAACCUGCAGUGCAACAGUGCAACGCAAAGCUCUCUGCCUUUAUGUUGCUCCAAGUGGUGAUAGCGCACUGGGCCAGCGACUGGGACGAUGUUUGUGUCGCGGUGUGGCAUCGAAGCCCCGACGAGAAAGCGACGGCAUCGUAAACGUUGAAAGAACAUGUUUUGAACAUUUGGACCUUGGUUUAUUAAAUGUGUUAGGUUGGCACUGUAGCGUUACGUGCUUUAUGAAACUUCAGAAUAAGAAAAAGAUGGCACUACUGAUACAAGACAGUUGUACUUCUAGUGGCUUGACAUUCAAAUUUUAUUGAGAGCUUCAUUAUGCAUUGCUCGUUUAUGUGCUCAUUGAAAUGCUUUAGGACUUUAAUAACACAAACUUACUUGUCGUAGGAAAGGUUGCUGCUUCGUGGCUGUAGUCUAGUGUCGCCAAAUGGGUAAGUGCAAAGCUACGGCAUAACGCUUCGUAAGCGGUACGUCAAUAUAAAAUAUGACGGAAUACUCGUAGGAGGCCACUAGCGUCCUAGCUAGCACUGCAGCAGAUGUGCUUAAAAGUACUUGAAGACGUUCAGCAAUCGUGACAGCCGACGCAGCCUUUCGAAAGAGCGAGAGAGUUCGCAAGUGCCUGUCGUCUGCGAGAAAAGUCACGUGCUUGCAGCGAGCAGGCGUCGUAGCACACAACACUUGUAGCAUUCCGCUCAAGGGCGCAACACUUUCUCACAAUACAACAUUUUUAUUUCCAGAAAUGCUUGAUCAGUAUUUUUAUAUAAGUUCAUGCACGGUUGUUAUUGCUGUUGCAAAAGUAAAUAAAUAGUUAUUCCUUGGCAUUAAAUCGGGAACAGAAUCGCACAAGUAUGUAUACCCUGGUGUGUCCUGGUGACAAAACAUAGUAAACCAUGCUUCCAUCUCAAAGUCAUACAAAGUUCAUGUAAUGUGUUGUACGUUAUAUAACAUACUGCAGAAAUAAAAUUAGAUUUUACGCGAUAAUAUUUGAGUACAGCUUCGUUUACUGCGCUGCAAGCAAACGCCACUAGUCUAAAGAUCGAAGUCAAUCCGAAGCCUGUACUUCCCAUCAUUCCCAUGUAGGUUGAGGCAACGCUCAGGAGAGCCGCCGUAGACACUAGCGCCACAUUUCCCUCUAGGGUAUUUAUUUAGAAACUCUAUAGGCGCGCUGCGGGACGCCCUGCACGGUAAUGGUGGCAGAUACAAAUUCGUGUAGGCACUUUUCGCCCCGUCUUGAUUAAGGAAAACUUAGCAAAGCAAAUUUCGCAAUUAUUCUGCAUGGAAAAUGCCACCCAGAAGGCAGAAUUUCGAUCGUUAUAUCUGAUAUGCGGUGAAUAACAUAUCAUUUUUUUUAUUUUCUUUCUCGUAGCCCUAAUGCAUUAAUUGACUCUGAAGUCAACUCAUCGUUAUGACCAAUACAUCAUUAUAUCUGGUAUCGUUAUAAGUGGACUGCUCUGUAGCAAGUUUUGACAGUCGAAGACUGUUCGAAUGAGCAGCCAUUUGAAUAUUCGAUUUAAAACUGUGUUCACAUCCUAGGAUUUUUUCAUGUUAGCAAGUUUGUAAUUAAACUGCACUUAAUGAACUAUUGCUUAUUUUAAAAAGCACAAGUGUAGCAUUAGGAGCAAUUAAACAGUGCUUUCACAUACACAGGACUCUUCGAAGAGUGUUAAUAAUCGCUGUAAGGCUGGUCAAGUCUGCCACCCUAAGUGAUGUAACCUGCUUCACUAUGUAAGUUCUCAAGUUUUAUGCCUAUACUAUUGUAAGAAGCUGCAUGGAGAUUGUAUGAACUGUUCCUCCAUAUUAUUAAACUCCCUCCUCCUCUUUGACCCCCCCGGGCUGGUCUUCGCUCGUUGUUGUCUCGAUGCUUUACAACUAUCUACAUGGGAAUUAAAAUUGUCAUACUUUUGCUCCAAUUUUGUUCGAUUGCGCACAGUUGAAUUAUUAAAACAUUUUAAAACAAUUUGCAAAAUAUUCCUAUUUAGAAAUUAUUCUACUUGUUAUUCAAAAGCUUUGAAUAUUCGCACACCCCUAUUCAUAUGUCAUGAUGGUGAGCUUAUGAGACACUAGAUCUUUAGUAGUAGGACUUUUUUGCAUAUCCUUGGGCCUUUAUCCGGUUCCUAUGUUAUGAUGGUGCUUGUCAGAUCUCUGCCAUGGUAGGAAGUUUGUUAGUAUGAUACAAUACUCGCACAGUUAUAUGAGUCGUAAAGCCUUUGUGACAUUUCCAUUCAUGCAGUUAUUCAGUGCUGUUGUUCAUUCUCCAUUGCUUGUUGUUUUAAUUUCUCAAAAGAAUCCAUCGAAAUAUGCUGCAGCAGUAAGGUAGUGCAUUUUGACUGCUGUGGGGAACUGUGUGCCUGUUUCAAUCCCCCAACCUCGGGAAAGCAUAAAGUAUUUAGCAAGUCUUUUUUUCUUGCAUUUGCUAAAUGGAAACUGCUUGCCACGAGAUCUGCCUAAAGGUGGUAGUACCGUUGCCACACUAGUGUGGAUGGGUAGUUGAUGGCAUGCAUUUUAACCCUUUCGCUGUCGGACCUUUCUGGCCGUGACGCACCCCCAGUGUCGGCUAGGUUUCAGGGAACGAGCAUAACAGGGAAUGAACAUAGCAAUUCAUUUUUGAGUAUGAUUGGUAUACAAAUAACAUAGUCAAUGCAAUAUGCACAUUUCAGUGUUCUGCAGCUGUUGUUAGUAAACAUCAUCAUCAUCAUCAGCCUGACUAUAAAAUCCGUUCAACAUAUGAAUCUGACAGUGCGGAACCCUCUUCCUCGCAUGCGACUCUGUCCGAGUCCAAAUCCGAGCUCGGCUAGUAUUCUGAAUCGGAAUUGAGCCACCGCUCCAAUGAGCAGACGAAGCUCCCGCGCGCUCAGCCAUCCGAAAGUAACCGCGUGCAGGGAGGAUGCGCUUUCAGUCGCCCGCACAACGGAGAGAAAUGGGACGUUGCGUGAUCAAGAAGACAGAGGGAGGUGGAAAAAGGCUAAACAAAGUUCGAAGGGCUUUACGUUUACUGCUGCAAGUCGGAAGCGAGGGUACGGCGAGAGAGUGAAAGCAGCAAUCGAGUCACUCUUUUCGGAGAGGCAAUGGCACGUGCGCCUGAACUUGACGUGCCGUAGCAGACACGCCAACAGAAGAAAAAUAAAAACCUUCAAACCAGCAGAGAUGGCAGAACAACCCUUGAUCCUAUAACCACACGCGCGCGACGCAUGAUCCAGCGAACGCGGAGCCACCGCGCCACUCAUCAAAGAGAAGGUGGGGAGUGGCAGUCGCACCGUACUCUUCAAUAGAUGGAUUAACACAGAUCGGGGCGAAUAUACGAACUUGUAGAAAGAGUCAACAGAUGGCGUGGCUAAUCCAGGAGCGCCAGCUUUGCGCUCAGGCGCGAAAUUUUGAACGCACGAUAGAGAACGUACCGGUACGUCUGUGACAGCGAAAGGGUUAAUGUACACUAACCUACUUUGCUGUUGUGUUUAAAUGUGCUGACUGCAAUGAAGUGCUAACAUACUGUCCACCAACGUCACGUUUCUGCACAAAAUCUUAUUAUACGUGAAAGUAGUGUGACCUGUCGGGCAACAGGGCACCCGCACUCAAUCCCACAGUCUUUAUUUUGGCACUUCCUUGGUGCUUCUUGUGUAUGCUCAGCUUGUGUUCCGCCUAAUCAUGUUGCUUAACCAAACUAACGCCGCAUUUUCUGUUAAUCUUGCAUUAGUAUACAUGACUUUGUAUUACUGCACAACAAUGUUAAAGGGACACCAAAGAGAAAUAUAUCAGUGUAGACUGACGAAGUAUUCUUCCAGAACUCUAUUUUUAUGUUAAUUUUGGGGUAAUAAGUUGAUUAUUAGAAGAGAAAAUUCAUGCAUAAGUUUCGUUUUCUGAAUUCAGCACGGAAAUUAAAGUGCCAGUGUGUCACGGACGUCACAGAUUUAAAGGUGUUACAUUUGAGCCGUUGUGGCACAGUAAAGGUUCUUGAAACUUGCCAACUUCAGUCUUUAGCUUCUUUAGAAUACGAUCUAGUCAAUCUUUACUGAUAAAAAAAUUCGCUAAGCCCAAGUAGAUGCCAUCAAGAUCCAUGAAGUCAUGGCAAGCUGGUGUGGGAACUUCAAGUUGGUAUCACCACCUGUCUUUCGUUUUGGUAUUGUAGAAGGAAAACUUAGUAAUGCUACUCAAAUUUUUUCUCUUUUGUGUCCCAUUAAAUAGUUAACUUGGGCUCUACUUCACUGCUUACACACAUGCAUCCACUUUUUUUUUUUUUUUUUUUUCAUUUUUCUGUGAAAUGCGAACUACAAUUGUCAAGUUCAGUUAACCCUUUCAUGGACACAUGAAGGAAACAUCAAUUUGUCAUCUAAGCAUUACGAGGAUGUUGUUCAUGAAAAUUCAAAUCCAAAAAGUGGCAAGCAUUUUGUAUGGGCGGAAUAAAUGGGGUUUGCGAGUCCCACUAGCCACCUAGGUCAUUUUCAUCAAGGAGGGCAUUGCAUGGCCUCGUUUCCUGCUACCUCCUCGUGGCUGCAUGUAAAAUGAUCAGAAGCAGCUUGUGUUCACUGGUUCACUAUAAUAGCAGUGUGUAUGUUUUGCAUGUUUUCAUUGUUUAUUGAGCACCCUUUGUGCGAGCAUCCUGUUUGAGCUGCCCAAUAUCGCAGCAGUUCUUGGAAAACAGAUGCUUUUUUGGAAAGCAUCAAAGGCCAUGUAUUUCUCUAUAAAGCUGUGAUGUGUGCAUGAGUCUAAUAAAUGGAUAAUCUAUAUUGGUAAUGGGCACGGAAAAUUGAUGCACCUAACCUGAGCAGGUCCAACGAGUUGGGCUCUAUGUAUAGCGUAGCUUUGUCUGAAUGCGUAAAGAGUCGAAACACAAGUUGGUGUUUAUUAAAUGUGUUCACAAAGUGACAUGGAAGGCUUUAUUCGGGCAUUUUAGAGAGGCUAAUGCAAUGCCGUCGCCACUGCCACAAAUGCGCGAAGGCUAGCUUUCUGAUUACCCCCCCCCAUCACGGUCAGCGCCGCAGAUGCGAGUGCCAUCUGGUGGUGGUGCAAAGAAACCAGCAGUGAUUGUUUCCCACUUUGUUUGGUUGGCCUAUUUGGUUAGAGAACAGCCAGGCCACAGCACCCACGGUCAUGAAACCAGGCAAGGUUCGCAAAAAAGCUUCAUUUUAAAACAUGUUUAAGUAUUUUCUACGAACGAAUUGCAGUAAAAUGGGCUAAGUACUCCUCUUCUGUUUUUGCUCGAGCGCAAGGAAAAAAAUUUUCUCAAGUCUUCAUUUAACGUCACUUGAAGAAAGGCGAGCGAAAUAACGGCAUGAAAAAGGGAGGUAAAUAGCCGUUCAACCAUUUUGCCUUUAUGUAUAUAAAAUUAAACUGAAAAUGUCCUGACAAGGUCUUAAGAGAUAGACGUACAGGAAAGUUCAGUUUUAGUUAUUUUAUUUCCCAAUAUGGCACAGAGAAGUUUCCAUGAGAAGUGGGAGGGAUAGGUCUCGCUGUCCAUUAGAGAAAUAAACAUGUUAGGUCACUGCGCUCCAGUGAGCUAACAGGAUUGCCAUGUUGCUUCGCACAGUUAUAUUUAUUUUGCAUUAACAGUUAAAAACUUCACUUUUAAGGAAAUACAGCUGUCCUUGAGUGCACAUAAUGGUGUUGAAAAGGCUAUCUUAAGGACCAUAAUGAGUAGGUUGCCUGAGUUUAUGAAACUGACGAUGCCCACUAACAUCCAUCAAUCUAAUAAUGCUGCACUCAACAAGAAAAGGAAAUUAAUAAUUACAGGCAACCCAGUGCUGCAUGCUACAUGGGCUGCUCUGUCACACAAAUUGUUCGUGCAGUUGUAUUUUUAGACUCCCCUUCGCCCCCCGCCCCCCCCCUUUUUUUGUCUAUUCCAGGUAUAGUGCUGAAAACUUUUACAUAUAUGUAAAUGAGGUCUUGUGAAUAUUAGGUCCAUUUUUGUUUCUAUAAUUUUCUUCUAAUUUUAUGCAAGCUUCCAUUAAUUCAUUUUCUGCAGAUUUGCAAAAUAUCACUUCCUCAAGAUUUCACCAAACAGGGUAUCAGUGGCUUCUGUAUGAUUCAAGGAAUGCUAAAAGACCAACCUUAUUGCUGUGCCUACCCUAGAACAAGAGUUGCAAAACUUUGAAGUUGAAACUCAAGGGUCGGUUCUUCUGGAGCUUAACUUGGAAGUCUUGCAAUCCUUAAAUCAUACAGAAGCCAUUGAUACCCUGUUUAGCUAAAGCUGAGGAACUGAUAUUUUGCAUCUUUGCAGAAAAUAAUUAACAGCAGCUUGUGUAAAGUUACAACAACAGGAGAUAAUCAGAAAUAGACCUCAUAUUUGAAUUAAGCACAUACCAUUACAUAUAUUCAAAGUUUUUAGCGUCGUACCUCGAAGACUAAAGAUAUUUCAGAACUUUUUCUCUAAGGCCCAGCUCUCCCCUUAAGGUUUUUUUAUGGCAGAGAGAGAUAAUACAGAGGUGCCACAAGUUAUUUACAAGACAAAUUUAACUUUUCAUAAUGACAACAAAAUUGUUUUUCUCGAAUUUGACCAAGGAAUGCUUCACGCACACCUUAAGGCUGGUCAUGUAAAAAAUAACCUGUAGUUGUGCAAUUAUAUGCAUAAAAUCGGACAUGUUAGGUAACAAGGUAUGAGUGCUUAAGCUUUUAUUUCUCAUGAGUGAUCUUCAUGCCACCUGAUUCAUGUUUUGUGGAAUAACAAAGGUUGGAGAAUAUUGAACAUGUCACAAAGAGAGUCUCGUUUCCUGCAGUAACCAUUUCAUUAAUCAAGCACCUUCUAUGGUGUGCUUAAAACACAAAGCAGCAGUGGAAUUGAAUUGGUUGCGGUCAGCGGAGUGAGAUCGCGCAGCACACUCAUCACAUGCCGUAAGUUAUCGCAGUGCAAGGCCCAAUGCUUCUGUUCAUCAUCAAAAAAUGCACAAUUGUGCAAUAUUUGCUACAAAAAAAAGAGUUCUAGAUGAUAUGCACACCAUAACUCGUAUGUAUGCACCAGGCACAAGCAGAUGACAUGAGGAGGUAGCCAAACUAGGCUUCGUUCUGCCAGUCAGCGGCACCACUAGUUUUCGCAGCAAAUAUUCAGAAUCGCAUCCGUUGUUUUAGGUUUACAGUGAGAAAGUAGAAAAAAAAGUAAAAAGGAGCUUUUAUUAUUGUUUCUAUACUUGCAAGUUUUGUGGAAAACGGGCCAGCUGUAUCAGCUGUUCAAAGUAGCUGUCCUUUGCUCACUUCAAUGUUCCCAUUGUUAGGAUGUUUUAGACGUAGAAGUCUACGUCUUUUUUGGAGUAAUACUACAUCAGGGACUUCUUACUUAAUACCUAAUGCUGGGUUGUGCUUGCAAGUGUGAUUCAAGUGCAGUGCAACUUCAUCUAGGUUGGCGGAGCAAAUGCUGUGAGAGUAUCCCCUCAUCCUGCACCCUUCUUCCCUUCUGUCUCUUGCCAGGAAUGAAAUGAAGUGUUUAUUACAUGCAUAACGUAUGAAACCCGGUCGCACACAUCCCUCAGUUGUCUCAUUUAGGAAUGUCUAUUGUUGCGGUUUAGUUUAUUAGAUAUUGUAGUUGUGCAACUACAUGAUGUAAAUAUUAUAUACUGACCAUAAUUCUGUGACUGGUGUUGUGCUUAGCUAGUACUUCGUAAUUGUGAGGCUUGCGUUGAUGUUUUUAUCGCUGUCCUUUGUUGUAGGAUAGUGUAUUGUGCCGCUGUUCACUAGUAUUAGGUCUGUGUAGUGGAAAUGCUCCAUAUUUUCUUUCAUAAACAGGAUGCAAAGCAAUAAAUAAAUUUUUUUUUUCCUUUUUGUAAAUUUAAAGUACUUCUUUUUGGAAGGUCAAAUAGGGCUCGUUAGUUACCUGUAUUUUGCUAGGGACCUUUUUGGCCAUGUAUAUUUGUUAGCCAAGAUAUUGGGGGGGCACAUUUUUGUUUUUCUUUUCUGUUAUUAAUAUUGUGCUCAAUUGUAAACUGUACAAGGUGCAUUUUGUUUAUUAAUAAACCCUGCAUUUGAAAAAACC
Molecule: messenger RNA, 14054 nt
Organism: Dermacentor andersoni
Lineage: Eukaryota; Metazoa; Arthropoda; Arachnida; Ixodida; Ixodidae
Biological process (GO): positive regulation of transcription by RNA polymerase II
Cellular component (GO): nucleus
Molecular function (GO): transcription coactivator activity
Source: RefSeq, a predicted model, not a curated record